CCAUUUCUUAUAAACACAAUAUAUAUGGCUUCUUCAUCAAUUGUUCUUUUUCCAGCUAUGAUCAUGUCAUGUAGCAAAUUCAGAAUCCCUCAAAAGCUACCCAAAAUCAGAGCUCAGAGCUAUAGAGAUGAAGGGAAAUCAAGCAAACAUGUUGUUGAUGCAAAUCUACAAGUAUUGAAGGAAAGAAUAGAAGAAGUAAAGAUGAAAGAGAGAUUAGAGAAAUGUUUGGUAUGUGAACAAGGUUGGAAUUACACACCUACAAAUGCAAAAUUAUAUUAUGACAAGAAACACAAGAAACAAAUGGAUGAAUUUGUUGAACUUUUUUGGAUGGUUGGUGGAACUAUUGGAUUUACUAUUCUUGGCUGCACACUUUGCCUCUACCUUACUUCCCUUCUUAUUCGUUUAAAUCAUUGAAACUGAGCAUUCUGGUCAUGAUUAAUCAGUGUUGAAUUUACAUUUGUAAUUAUAACUAUAAAGUAUUAUUAUUUUCAUUUACACAUUUGUAAUGGCAGAGCUUAUUUUUAGACUA
Messenger RNA from Solanum dulcamara, 529 nucleotides. RefSeq lists its product as uncharacterized. The record is from RefSeq and is a predicted model, not a curated record. Bases 25 to 414 code for a protein of 129 amino acids. The transcript has 2 exons. NCBI's taxonomy places the organism in Eukaryota, Viridiplantae, Streptophyta, Magnoliopsida, Solanales, Solanaceae.